This is a messenger RNA of Dictyostelium purpureum, 1245 nucleotides long. RefSeq lists its product as uncharacterized. The coding region runs from base 1 to 1245 and encodes 414 amino acids. Gene Ontology annotation, cellular component: cytosol; cytoplasm. NCBI's taxonomy places the organism in Eukaryota, Evosea, Eumycetozoa, Dictyosteliales, Dictyosteliaceae. Gene Ontology annotation, biological process: tRNA wobble position uridine thiolation. The record is from RefSeq and is a predicted model, not a curated record. Gene Ontology annotation, molecular function: URM1 activating enzyme activity; thiosulfate-cyanide sulfurtransferase activity; adenylyltransferase activity. The transcript is spliced from 2 exons.
AUGUCGGCUGUAUACAUAAAGGAUCAUAGUUUAAAUUCAAAUGAAAUUGAAAGAUACAGCAGACAACUCAUUACCCCAGAUAUUGGUGUACAGGGUCAAAUGAAGCUAUGUGCAUCAAGAGUUUUAGUUGUAGGAGCAGGAGGAUUGGGAUGUCCAGUAGCAUUGUAUUUAGCAACAGCUGGUGUUAGUGUAUUAGGUAUUGUUGAUUACGAUACAGUUGAAAUUUCAAAUCUCCACAGACAAAUUGGACAUCAAGAAUCAAGUACAGGUGUACCAAAAGCAGUAUCAUUGGCAAAUACAAUCAAGUCAAUUAAUAGUUUGGUUACAGUUAAUACAUAUGAAACUACAUUUACAUCAGAAACAGCAAUGGAUAUCAUUAAAAACUACGAUAUUGUAGUAGAUGCAUCAGAUAACGUUGCCACACGUUAUUUAAUUAAUGAUGCAUGUGUAUUAUCAAAAAAACCAUUGGUUAGUGGUAGUGCUCUUAAAUGGGAGGGUCAAGUAACAGUCUACAAUUAUGAAAAUGGUCCAUGUUAUCGUUGUAUUUUCCCAACACCACCACCAGUCGAUACAGUUACCAAGUGCUCUGAUGGGGGCGUUUUAGGACCAAUAGUUGGUGUUAUAGGCAGUUUACAAGCAUUAGAGACCAUUAAAAUUAUUACAAAUAACAAAGAAGGUGUUUUAAGUGGGCGUUUAUUAAUAUAUGACGGUAUGUCUGCUGUGUUUAGAACUGUUAGAAUUAGGGGCCGUCAACCACAUUGUUCAGUUUGUGGUGAUAAUCCAACAGUAACCCAAUUAAUCGACUAUACUGAAUUCUGUCGUAGUAAUUAUUCAGAGGCUGCUGGUAAAGUCGAUGAUAGAGUCGAACAUCAUAAUAUUAUUACUGUACAACAAUACAACGAAGUUAUUAAAUCAAACAAAAACCAUUUAUUAAUCGAUGUUAGACCCUCAAAUCAAUUUGAAAUUUGCUCAUUACCAAACUCUGAAAACAUUCCAAUUGAAGUUAUAGAUAAACAGGAAUCAAUAGAUAAAAUAGAAAAACUCAUCAAUGAUAAAAUAAACAGCAACGAAGAUAGCGAACUCAGUGUUUAUUUACUAUGUAGAAGAGGUAACAAAUCUCAGGACGCAAUCAAAAUUUUAGACGAAAAAUUAAAAAUUUCGAGAGAUAAAGUAAAAAUUCAACAUAUCAAAGAUGGAUUAUUAGGAUGGAAUGAAUCAAUAGAUAGCUCAUUCCCAUAUUAUUAA